AGACCACUAGUCGGCGACAAGAUUACCUCAGCUAUAGUUCGUUGCGCUUCCUUGAACUUUAACCCCUGGACUAACCUUCAUUGACGUACAUGUGAGACAGCAGGAGCUGCACUGGAACUGCCAUAACCACAUCAAAUGGCUAAAUAUCUUGCUCAGAUUAUUGUGAUGGGAGUACAGGUGGUGGGAAGAGCUUUUGCUCGAGCUUUACAACAAGAGUAUGCAGCCAGUCAAGCAGCAGCACGAGCCAGGGGCACCGCAGGUCAGCAGUCGGCUGCAGCCUCCAGCAUCACUGGGAUGGACCUGCAGGAGGCCCAGAAAAUCCUUAAUCUUUCAACUCUCACUCCUGAGGAGAUUCAAAAGAACUAUGAUCAUCUUUUUAAAGUUAAUGAUAAAUCAGUGGGUGGUUCGUUUUAUCUACAGUCAAAGGUGGUACGAGCGAAAGAACGUCUGGAAGAGGAACUAAGUAUUCAGUCAAACCAACAACAACAACAACAACAGAAUCAGUCACAGCAGAGCCCAGAAACAUGAACUAUAAUGAGGUUUUCCCUGUCUUUCCUUUUCCCCUCUACUGUAAAUUAUCACCAAUAAAUGUCUCCUUUGUCCUUGA
Molecule: messenger RNA, 607 nt
Organism: Cynoglossus semilaevis (tongue sole)
Lineage: Eukaryota; Metazoa; Chordata; Actinopteri; Pleuronectiformes; Cynoglossidae
Gene: pam16
Product: presequence translocase associated motor 16
Exons: 5
Coding region: 136-528 (130 amino acids)
Biological process (GO): protein import into mitochondrial matrix
Cellular component (GO): TIM23 mitochondrial import inner membrane translocase complex
Source: RefSeq, a predicted model, not a curated record